Molecule: messenger RNA, 876 nt
Organism: Aspergillus clavatus NRRL 1
Lineage: Eukaryota; Fungi; Ascomycota; Eurotiomycetes; Eurotiales; Aspergillaceae
Product: class II aldolase/adducin family protein
Exons: 3
Coding region: 1-876 (291 amino acids)
Cellular component (GO): cytoskeleton
Molecular function (GO): actin filament binding
Source: RefSeq, a predicted model, not a curated record
AUGUCUCCUCCAACUGCCACCGAAACCAUCGCCGCCAAUGUCACCCUCCAAACCCCACAGUCAGCCCAGGAAGCCGGAGCGCAAAAAGCCAAGGUCAAGUUUGCCAUGCCCCAAAUGCCGGUCUUCGAGGACAAAAUGAAGGAGCGCGAAUACCUCAAGGGCCGUCUGGCCGCUGCCUUUCGCAUCUUUGGCAAAAAUGGAUACGAUGAGGGUGUGGCCGGCCAUAUCACCCUGCGCGAUCCAGUUGAACCAGAUACCUUCUGGGUCAACCCGUUUGGCGUUGCGUUCUCGCUCAUCAAGGCAUCUGAUCUGAUCCGGGUCAAUCACGAAGGCCAGGUUAUUGACGGAGGCGAGGUGCGCUUGCUCAACGCAGCUGCCUUCAUGAUUCACUCUGCCAUCCAUGCGGCAAGACCCGAUGUCCUCUGUGCGGCGCACAGCCAUAGCAUCUAUGGGAGGGCGUUCUGCGCAUUGGGUCGUCCUUUAGAUAUCAUCACGCAGGACUCAUGUGCAUUCUACAAUGACCACAUUGUCUACAAGCAGUUCAACGGUGUUGUCCUCGCUGAAGAAGAAGGGAAGUAUAUCGCCCAAGCUCUGGAGGACAAGAAGGCUGCUUUGCUGCAGAACCACGGGCUAUUGACUGUUGGGCGGACGGUUGAGGAAACGGUGUUUUGGUUCGUAAGCUUGGAGAAAUGCUGCUAUGCGCAGUUGCUGGCCGAUGCGGCAGCGGCCGGACGAGGAGGUUCAACCAUCAAGAUUGGCGAUGCCGAGGCGGCGUUUUCAUACAAGGUAGUCGGGACACCGGGGGCUGGUUGGUUCAGUGCAAAGCCAUUGUUCGAUGUUAUUCAUAAAGAGACAAACGGAGACUAUUUGGAGUAG